AUGCUGGAAGAAGAAGUUCACGACACGUCAUCAGAAGCAAGUGAGGUUUUCACCAACCAGCCAAAUGCAUUUGUUCGUGGUGUUAGGUCUAUUUUUGGAUACAGGAAGACUUCGCUAACGUUGUUUGUUAUAUUGACCAUUGUGGUUACGGCCGGAUUAUCUUUUUAUGAUAAUAGUUUAGAGCUUACUAUUGAGUUGCCGACGAGCCAAUUGGAGAAAGAGAUUUUGGAGUCGUCGUGGUUGGAUUUACAGAAUAUUGCUAGGUAUCCGCACACCUAUGGAUCUCGUGCCAACGACCAAGUCCACGAUUAUUUAGAAGAGAUCAUCCAGGAUAUGGAGUACGACAAUGAUGGAGAGAAGAUUAUGUUUGAACUGGGGAAGGGUGUUGUUUCGUAUUAUGAGAGCAAUAAUCUAUUGGUUAGGGUUAAUGGCAGUGAUGGCACCCUUCCUGCGUUGCUUCUUUCUGCACAUUACGACUCGGUGCCAUCGAGUUUUGGGGUGACUGAUGAUGGGAUGGGAGUGGCUAGUUUGUUGGGAGUGUUGAGGUUUGUAGCCCACAACCAGCCGAGACGAACAAUUAUCUUUAACUUUAACAACAAUGAAGAGUUUGGAUUAUUUGGUGCCCAUGCGUUUGUCAAACACCCCUGGUUUAAACAGGUUGGCUACUUUUUGAAUCUAGAAGGGACAGGUGCUGGCGGCAAGGCGGUGUUGUUCAGGGGGACAGACUAUGGGAUUGUGAAGAACUUUGGCGGUGUUAGGUACCCGUAUGCCACGUCUAUUUUCCAGCAGGGGUUUAACAACCAUGUGAUUCAUAGUGAGACCGACUAUAAGGUGUAUAAGGAGGCUGGACUCCGUGGCCUAGAUUUGGCGUUCUACAAGCCGAGGGAUAAGUACCACACGGGGGAGGAUAAUAUUAGGAAUGUUAGUCCCAAAUCGUUAUGGCAUAUGAUGUCGAAUGCGAUAGAUUUUGUGCAAAUGGGGGUAGUUGACGAUUCAGAGGAGCCUGCGGUGUACACCACGUUUUUGGGUUACUUUUUUGCCACGCCCAUAUCUGCCCUAGCCAGAGUUAAUUUGGUGCUACUUGUGUUGUUCCCGGUGGUGAGCACCCCGUUGUUGUUUGUUAUUGUCAAGUAUAAGAAAUGGAAAUUGAGGGUUACCAAUUUUUUGGGUGUACCGUUAGCAAUGGGUUUAGCGGUGGCGGUGGGCCAAGUCGGUAAUCCGAUGCUAGUGUCGUCCCACCCGAUGAUGGUGGUAGCCACGACGACCUCAAUUGUGGUGUUGGUAUACUAUGUUGUGUUAAACGGUGUGGAUUGGGUGAAUACGUCGAGUGACCAGAAACUUGUUACGAUGAUUGAGGUGUCGUUUGUUUACUGGGUGGUGUUGGUCUAUGUGACAUGGAGUGGUGGCGACCACACCGGUGAGUUUGGGGUAACUGUGUUAUUUUUUGUUCAAGCCAGUACGUCGUUGUUAGGACUAAUUGGGUGGACCUUCACCAGGGUUAGAGGUGGUGAUGAGCCAUUGUUGAGUGGGGAAGAAGAGAGGUACGGCACAGAGGAUGAACGGGAUACUGAGAAACCUUUGGUGGAGCAUAACUAUGACUGGUCGUUGCAGUAUUUGCUUAUUGUUCCGGUAUCGUCGUUGGUGGUUUACAAUUCGGGGUGGCUAGUAUUAGAAGGAGUCAAUAAGACUGUGCAAGAAUCACUAGCCUCUGAACACCUUAUCUAUUGGAUAGUGGUGGUGUUUUCCCAGUUCUUGGUGUUGCCUGUUGUGCCAUUUAUUACCAAGUUUAACCGGUAUAUUGUCUUGGGGUUGCUGGUGGUGGUGGUGGUUGGGGUGUUGAUGAGUAUGGCUGUGCACCCGUUUAAUCAGGGUAGUCCGAUGAAAUUGAGAUUUAUAGAGAGGGUUGGCCAGAACGAUAUGGUGGAAGUGUAUGGGAGACAAGGGUUUGUUGAGGAUGUGUUGCUGGAUUUGCCCCUGGUGAAGCAAACGCAAGCUAAACUUGAAUGUGAGGCGUUGCCAGAUGGGUUGGAGGUGUGCAAGUACAAGAGUGGGCUAACCCCAGGAAAUUUGACUGUGGAGGUAACUACUGAACCAAGAGCCGAGUCGUAUGGGUUGAUAUCUGGUGCCAUAACUAUUGCUGCACCCGAAAACAGAAUGUGCACUGUGCAUUUUCCGCCAGACCGAGUCAAAGCAGUGGUGGUAGGCAAGUUUGGGAACAAUUUUAAGGCUAUACCCGAUGGGUUUUCCAGAGAGAAGGGCAACUACAUCUACAAGGACCGCAAUGGGAUCAGCCAGCUAGAAUUGUAUAAGUUGGACUGGAACAAGGACUAUCAUGUUGGGUUUGAGUGGUUGCCCGAUAUCGAUGAUGAGGGGGGUAUGCGAGUGGAAGUGGAGUGUUUCUGGGGGGAUAUGGUGCCGGCCUACCAGGAGGUGGUGCAUUAUAGUCCGAACUGGGUGACUUGGGCGAACAAAGAGAGGGGGUUAGUAGGGGUAGUGAAGCAUGUAGAUGUAUAG
Messenger RNA from Candida albicans SC5314, 2514 nucleotides. RefSeq lists its product as uncharacterized. Bases 1 to 2514 code for a protein of 837 amino acids. The transcript has a single exon. Gene Ontology annotation, molecular function: metalloexopeptidase activity. Gene Ontology annotation, biological process: proteolysis. The record is from RefSeq and is a predicted model, not a curated record. NCBI's taxonomy places the organism in Eukaryota, Fungi, Ascomycota, Pichiomycetes, Serinales, Debaryomycetaceae.